AUGCCGUUCCAGCCACUCAACCUUGUGCCGCGAGGCCGACAGCCCGCUGACUUGAAUGCAGUGAGGCCAGAUACGAUUGGAGAGAUGCAGACGGAUGACGUACAAGAGGUGGACUCUGAGACAUCGCUCUUGUCUAUACUUAAUUUGUGGACGGAAAAUGUUACGCUCGCCAAAUCGAUCGUGCAGGACCUGCAGGUCUCGAUAUACGAGUUCAACCCGUUCAUGAGACUCCCGGAUGAGCUACGAAAGACGAUAUUCGAGUACGUCCUCACAAGUGGGAAGCCGAUACUGCCUCACCUCUGCGAUGAGGAGGGACAAGACGAGCAGCCGAAAUUUCACGACGACAACGCUACCGGCCAUGGUUCUGUUUUUAUGUUGACGAGCCUAACGCGUGUCAGCAAGAAGCUCAGGAAGGAGAGUCUACCUGUUUUCUACUCGACAAACACGUUUGCGGUGGGACCAGACACUUUGACCUAUUUUGCCUAUCUCGAAAGUGUCGAACGACUCAACUGGGUUCUUCAUGUCAACCUCGCCAUUGCCGUCCAACCCGAAAAGUACGCUGCGUGGGUAUUGCGUUGUGUGAACCAGUUCGAUGAAGAAGUCGAAAGCCACGAACGGAACGGCCUCGUAUCGGUGAGGAAUGCACGUCCGAAAAUGCGCCUUUGGGAUGAUUUUACACCCGCGAUCUCCACGGAAGCGGAUACAGAUGCAGAUGGCAGCGACAAGUUGAGAAGGAAGCCACUGACUGCUUUGGACUUGACGCUUCAUCCGCGCUACCUCUUUGGUGGAUUUAGUGACCUGAGCCUGGCUAUCCUUCUUCGAACGCUGAGCACCGCACUACCACCAGAAUCGAAGCUCAAGAGUCGGAUCGUGCUGCCAGUGUCGAACGCUAGCGUCUUCGGCAUUGACUCCGGCUUGAGGUGGUUCUCGGCUGUGGUGAAGGGGUUGGGUAUGGAACUUCGGUUUGUCGUACGCCCUGACACCGAGACUCUUGAUAAUCGGAUGGUCAUGCUUGAGUGGGACCGAAAGUUUCAAGGCCAGAAUAUCGUCACUAUGGCCGGACCGGAAGAUGAGCCUGACGAGGAGGUUAUGAAACGUGCCUUGGAGAUGUUCCCUGGGUUGGAGGCGAUGCGGCGACCGAGGCUAAGUUGCUACUACCGGAGAUCAUGCCACUCGCCGUCGAUUACGUGGUACGACAUGGAGACAAUGGGUGGUGGUCGAGGGUGA
Messenger RNA from Macroventuria anomochaeta, 1227 nucleotides. RefSeq lists its product as uncharacterized. The coding region runs from base 1 to 1227 and encodes 408 amino acids. Lineage: Eukaryota; Fungi; Ascomycota; Dothideomycetes; Pleosporales; Didymellaceae. The transcript has a single exon. The record is from RefSeq and is a predicted model, not a curated record.